Messenger RNA from Sturnus vulgaris (Common starling), 2696 nucleotides. The record is from RefSeq and is a predicted model, not a curated record. NCBI's taxonomy places the organism in Eukaryota, Metazoa, Chordata, Aves, Passeriformes, Sturnidae.
UAUUCAGCUGAUAAUGAGGAACCUCUGUCCAGUCUGGAGAUUACUGUGCCACGUGACUUAGCAGGUGGCUUCAUCAAUAAUAAACGAGAAAGCUACAAAUUCAAUGUGUUGGCUGGAUACAAUGGUACUAUCUUUGCCUAUGGCCAGACAGGCAGUGGCAAAACUUUUACCAUCACAGGAGGAGCUGAACGUUACAGUGAUCGAGGCAUCAUUCCCAGGACCUUAUCUUAUAUUUUUGAUCAAUUGCAGAAGGAUAGCAGUAAAGUGUACACAACUCAUGUUUCCUACUUAGAAAUCUACAAUGAAUGUGGUUAUGAUCUGCUGGACCCGAGACAUGAGGCCUCCAGAAUGGAAGAUUUGCCAAAAGUGACAAUAAUGGAAGACUCUGAUCAAAACAUUCAUCUGAAAAACUUGUCUCUUCAGCAAGCAACCAAUGAAGAGGAAGCCUUAAACCUACUCUUCUUGGGGGACACCAACAGAAUGAUUGCUGAGACACCAAUGAAUCAAGCCUCAAGCCGAUCUCACUGCAUUUUCACAAUUCACAUCUCCAGCAAGGAGCCUGGAUCUGCAACUAUCCGACGUUCCAAGUUGCAUUUAGUAGACCUUGCUGGAUCAGAACGUGUUGCAAAGACUGGAAUUGGAGGUCACUUACUGACAGAAGCCAAAUAUAUCAACCUGUCAUUACAUUAUUUGGAGCAGGUAAUAAUUGCCCUUGCAGAGAAAAACCGGUCCCACAUUCCUUACCGAAAUUCUAUGAUGACCUCAGUGCUAAGAGACAGCCUGGGAGGAAACUGCAUGACUACCAUGAUAGCAACGCUUGCAAUGGACAAAAGAAACAUAGAUGAAUCUAUAUCAACCUGCAGAUUUGCACAGCGAGUUGCUCUUAUUAAGAACGAAGCAGUUCUUAAUGAAGAAAUUGACCCCAGAUUGAUGAUUGUCCAGCUGAAAAAGGAGAUCCAGGAUUUGAAGGAUGAGUUGGUUCUGGUGACUGGCAAGCAAAGAACAUCAGAGCUUUCCCAAGAAGAGCUACUUCAGUUGGAUGAGUUAAUUGAAACAUUUCUCAGAGAUAAUGAUCCUGACAGCUCUCUCGAUGUUGGUGCUGACAUGCGCAAGAUCAAGUAUUGCUUCGUUCAUAUGAAGCAAAUUAUAAAUCAUCCAAUGACUUCAGAUAAAAAACUGCUUUCACAAGACAUCUCUGAAGAAGAAAACAGUAAUGAAGAACUAGAAAAACUGAAAGGAGUUCUGCAACAAAGAGACAAUGAAAUCAAUAUUCUGGUAACUAUGCUAAAAAAAGAAAAGAAGAAAGCACGAGAUGCUCUUUCCCAGCUUAAUGCCACCUCUACUGAUUCUACAGUCUUGGAGCAGUCUCCUUCUAUGAGCUUGGAAGAAAGUCAGAGUCCAUCUAGAUGUUUUAGUCUGAAGGAGGAAAAAGUGUUCAGCUCUUCUGUUCCCAGACUACCUUUCCUUUCCAGAACAACAGGAGGAAAGAUGUCACUUGGACGCCAGGAAGCUUUUGAAGUUUUCAAGCGGGACCAUGCUGACAGUAUAACUAUUGAGGACAACAAACAGCUUCUGAAGCAGAGGUUUGAUGAAGCUAAAUGCCUUGGAGAGAAAUUAAAUGAAAUGAGAAACAAAAUAAACCAUCUGAAAGGAAAGAUAAUCCAGAGGCAAAUUCAGAGAGCAGCUCUAGCUGUUUCAAAUUCUUCUGAAGAACUAACGUUUGAUCCAGCAGAAGAGAAUCUCAGAAUGCAAAUUGAAGAAGAAAAAAAAAGUUAUAAAAUAGUGUACAGUCGCUUCAAAGGGCUGAAGGUAGAGAUUGAGCACCUGCAGCUUCUUAUGGAAAAAGUGAAGAUGAAGCUGCAAAAAGACUUUGAAGUCUGGUGGUCUGAAGAGGCAAAAAAAUUUCAGCAGAAAAAGCCAGAGAUGGUUACUUCACCAAAUACUGCCACUGUUUAUCCACAGUUUAUCAGAUCCUCACAGCAUCUAUCACCUAACAGUUUUUCAGACACGGAUAGAGACAGCCCUUAUGAAGAUCCAGCUGUGAACAAUUCAAUCACUCCUGGUAACCCAACUUUAAAAACAAGGGCCCCACCAAGUUCAAGCACAUCUAUUCCUCUGACUGGAGACAGCCAGGCUGAUGCUGACAUCCUAGCUUUCAUUAAAGCAAGACAGAAUAUCCUGCAAAAGAAAGGCUUGGGGAACAAAUGAAAUUCUUGUAACAGUCCACUAUUUCCUUUUAGAAACAGUGAAAGACCUUUAUUCUUUGCCUUCUUCUUCUGUUUAGAAACAGGUACAAGUAAGUACUUCAGAUGUACAGGUUUAAUUGGUAAGGGUAUGUAAAUUUUCUUUGACAGCAAAAUCCAUUUCUCUGACAAUACAUAUUUGAGUUUUGCACUCAGUAUCUUCACCCUGCAUUAAGAUUAACAAAAUUGAAACAGCUAAUCAGGAGUUUGCCAAACAUGUUUGUUUAUGAGAUAUUCAUUGUGCAUUUCUAAAUUUUAAAAUUAUCUCAUGUAUUAAUGCUUUUAUACAUCCUUAAUCUAGGAAAGGCUUGUCACUACUGAUAGGAGUUUUUUGCAUCGAUUUACACAAGGCUUUGUUAAUUAUACCUAUUGACCAUCAAGAGAUAUCCAUUCAAUAACAGUAGUUUUCUGGGUCAUAAAGUUCCAUAAAAUUUCAUUUGAGAUUUUUCCCCC